This is a messenger RNA of Culex pipiens pallens (northern house mosquito), 511 nucleotides long. RefSeq lists its product as uncharacterized. NCBI's taxonomy places the organism in Eukaryota, Metazoa, Arthropoda, Insecta, Diptera, Culicidae. The transcript has a single exon. The record is from RefSeq and is a predicted model, not a curated record. The coding region runs from base 31 to 486 and encodes 151 amino acids.
AUUUCGGUUAAUUCCAAAAUCUUUCAAGAAAUGGCCCAAAUUAACGCCAACAACCUGGAGCUUGUGCUGGACGUGUACGACGACGGAACGAUCGAGGUUGCCCCUCCAGGCGAACAGGUCAACAGUCAUCACCGCCGCCACAACACCAACCAACACCAUCACCAUCCAGUGGUAGAAUGCUGUUCCGAGCUGAGCUGCCAACCUCCGGUGGAGAAACUGUUCGAGCGACUGCCGGAGGAAAAUGUCUUGGAAGUGUCUUCAAGUGACGAAUCCGAACCGGAACUGGUGGAGGUGGCGUGUCCGUGUCGGUGUGACGGAUGUCACGGGAGAUGCCACCGGAAGGUAGUGAGGACAGGAAGAGGAGCAGCAGCACAGGAUGAGGUGGUCAUGAUGGAGGCGAACAUCCGGGUGAAGGUGCCCAUCAAGAGGAAGCACUUUGAGCGGCUGGUGCAAAUGGCCCGGGUUUGUCAGGAGCGGUUGCCGUAGAGUAAAGAGGGGUUCUUUUUUUGGC